AUGCCAACACUUAAAAUUUGUAACAUCAUAUACAACGAUAAGCAAAUAAGCUUUACUAUUCAGCCCUCAGAUGUGACAACAUAUAACAAAAUUUUGGAAAAUUUUCACAAUGAUGCUUUUCCAGGAAACGAUAAUAUAACAGUCUACGUGCCAGCUCAAAUUAAACAGAUCAUUGAAACAGAAAAGGUUGUUUUCGUUAAAAAUGUAGACUACGAUUUAGAAAUAGACGCAGUUAAACAAAGUCUUAGUCAAGCUGAUUUCAGUUUCACAACAGUUGAACGAUUGAAACGUCAAGGUCAAAAUACGAAAAUUGUUAAAAUUACAUUGACCGAUAAAUUAAAUCGAGAAAUUCUAAUACAAACAGGUCUCCGUGUUGGUUAUUGUUUGUUAAAGUGUGAAGCGGCAAAACACAACAAUCCACUGCAAUGUAGAAACUGUUUGAAAUUCGACCAUCCGAAGAAAUAUUGUAAACAAUCAUAUCAAAGUUGCGCUAAAUGUGCUGAUCAUCAUUCUACUGAAAAUUGUACAACAACACAAUUGAAAUGUGUCAAUUACGAAGAUGAUCAUGCAUCUAACUCAAAUGCCUGUCUAUCUUUUAUUGAACAGCGGCAAAAACUACAAAAAACAAUUGAUGAAUACACGACUCCAUUGAAAGCAUAA
This is a messenger RNA of Didymodactylos carnosus, 660 nucleotides long. Lineage: Eukaryota; Metazoa; Rotifera; Eurotatoria; Philodinida; Philodinidae. The record is from the annotation of a GenBank genome assembly.